Molecule: messenger RNA, 1577 nt
Organism: Phalacrocorax carbo (great cormorant)
Lineage: Eukaryota; Metazoa; Chordata; Aves; Suliformes; Phalacrocoracidae
Source: RefSeq, a predicted model, not a curated record
CCGCCGGGAAGCCAAUGGGGGCGGGCGGCGGCGGGCCGGAGCCAAUGGGCCGGGGCGGGCCGCGGGGCGCCAUGGGCCGCGGCAACGCCGUCCCGCCGCGGGGCAGCGGCGGCGGGCGGUGGGGCUGGUAGCGCGGCUCUUCUUCCCCUCCUCUUCCUCCUCAUCCUCCUUCUCAGCAGUGGCCGCCACCGCCUCCCCCGCCGCGCAGCCGCCGCGCACGGCCCGGCGCCCGCCUCUGGGGGCGCGGCGCUGCCCAGCGACGGGGCUGGCCCGGCGCGGCUCCGUGAGGCGCGGCCGCCUCUUCUUCCCCGCCCCGGCGGGCCCCGCGCGGCGCCAGUGAGCGCCCGGCGGGGCGUGCGCGCCCCUCCCUCCCUCCUUCGCCUGCCUCUCGCUCUCUCUCGCUUUCUCUGUCUCUCCGCCCGCCGUGAGGGCGGGAGGGAAGCGGCAGCCCCGAACGGGAGGCGAGGGAGGCGGCGCGCCGGGAGCCAUGCGGGAGUACAAGGUGGUGGUGCUGGGCUCUGGCGGCGUGGGCAAGUCCGCCCUCACCGUCCAGUUCGUGACGGGCUCCUUCAUCGAAAAGUACGACCCCACCAUCGAGGACUUCUACCGCAAGGAGAUCGAGGUGGACUCCUCGCCGUCGGUGCUGGAGAUCCUGGACACGGCGGGCACCGAGCAGUUCGCCUCCAUGCGGGACCUCUACAUCAAGAACGGGCAGGGCUUCAUCCUGGUGUACAGCCUGGUGAACCAGCAGAGCUUCCAGGACAUCAAGCCCAUGCGGGACCAGAUCAUCCGGGUGAAGAGGUACGAGAGGGUGCCCAUGAUCCUGGUGGGCAACAAGGUGGACCUGGAGGGCGAGCGGGAGGUCUCCUUCGGGGAGGGCAAAGCUCUGGCCGAGGAGUGGAGCUGCCCCUUCAUGGAGACCUCGGCCAAAAACAAAGCCUCGGUGGACGAGCUCUUCGCGGAGAUCGUCAGGCAGAUGAAUCGGCGGCCGCCAAAAAACAAACAGAAAAAAAAAAAAUCGGAAAAAAAAAAAAUAAUCGUGUUGGAAAUGUGGCUUUUUUCGGCAUGUACGUUUCGUCCAGUCUUGGUCGUUGCAUAUUUCCUGUCAGUGUCUGCCGUGGGCCGCUGCCCUGCGCCGGCAGCGGGCACGGGGGAGGAAAGCUUCGGCGAGGAGCGGUCCCUGCCCGCGUGGGAGCGCGGGGCACGGGCGGGGAGCCCCGCCGGGGCGCGCGUGAGGAGCCGCCCCCGCGGCCACGCGUGGAGCCGAGCGCCCCGCCGCCCGUCCCGAGGAUCUCUAUGCAAAGUUGGGUGGUCGUGCCGGGGCGUCCAGCCUGGAGAAUUGCACAUCUGAACUGGGACUUUAACUUAAACACUGAUGCCAAUACAGUGUGGGGUGCCAGAAAGUGUCUGCUGAUGAUUCGUGAAAUAAUUUUCUAUUUUGUUUACCUGCUGUAUCGGAUGGGAGUUUGCAGGAGAGUGGUAGCGUGUUGGGUUUUCCCGUUUUGUUUGUUGUUCUGUGUUUUGGUUUUUUUUUUUUCCUAAAAUCAGCUGUGAAAAUGUUACAAAUCUGCACAAUU